Molecule: messenger RNA, 19399 nt
Organism: Spirometra erinaceieuropaei
Lineage: Eukaryota; Metazoa; Platyhelminthes; Cestoda; Diphyllobothriidea; Diphyllobothriidae
Source: the annotation of a GenBank genome assembly
AUGGCCGAGCACGCAGCAGCGGAGAGGAAAGACGCCAGCGCCCAAGUCGCGGCUCACUUGACGGGACCCAACUCCCCAUUCAAGUUUGACGAAGCAGAAAUUCUUGCCAGAUCUGACAACCGCGUGAGCCGCGAACUGCUCGAGCCGUGGGUUUCCGGCCCUGAGUCCAUCAACAAGCUCAAUGACCUCCCCGUUCCAUAUUCGGCGCUCAGACUUAGUCUAGGCGAAGUAGUUAGCCGCGAGGACAGCGUGCGGAUGAUCACUCUUCCCGGUGUCAGCAUUGGCGAGCCAAACUGCUCAAGAGCCCACACGGAUGACGAAAUUCGACAGUCAGCAACUCGACUGCGUGCGAUAAGCGUGGGAAUCGAUAAUCUUGACCGGCACGCCAGCGCAUAGCAACCGCAUGCUUCAACACCUGGCCAGUCGAGCCGUAAUGCACUCGGGAACUGCCAACUGUGAUAGGCAUGUAGCGGCCUAGCAACUACCUCCUAUAAAUACUGCAGCACCUGGGCAAUUUAUCACCCCUAUCUGACUCGUCUCUGAUGAUGGAUUCGAGUGAGAAUCCGAAACGUCGGGCUAAUAAAACUCUUCUUCCAGCGAUCGUGUGUCCUUCUUCGCAGCAUAUUCUCCGAUAUUGUGUCGGUGAAUUUGUGGUGACCCUAAUCCGGACGCCCGCUGCAACACUGCGCCUCUCGAGAGUAAUUGCACGCGCACACCAGCGACAGCUUUUUUCUCGACCAAUCACGCCUGUCCGAACCAGCCAAUCAACUUCAAGGCCGACUCAGACGUGUUGUGGUAUAGACCGAUGACUUUGAGGGCAGCACAUGCGGGCCACGUGAACCGCCGGGGAUAAGUUCUGGCCUAGGAUGAGCUGACAAGGUUUAUUAGACACGCCAACGUUUUCAUCCAAGCAAGGAGAAGAGUUAAACAUGAACAAAUUACAUACUAGGAACAAGAGUCUAGAAUAUCGGAAAACGACACUGCAGGGGAAGGAGAAGGAGGGAGAGACGGUACUGCUAACCCUUGACUUCUGUCAAGCAGUAAGCAGCAAAGAAUAGAUCCCAUAGUGACCUUCUACUUACUAUUGACCUACCAAUCACAUUGGGGUCAAAGUGAAUUAUUUGAAAUUUGCUAAAACACCGCUGAAUUACUUGAGCCUGGUAGUCAUUUGGUGGAUUCCAGAUGUAUUACUUAGGAAAUCCUGCUUAUGCAGUCAGCCUACUUUAUCAGAUUUGAUAGAUUCCAGACGUUGCAGUGGGUUGGGCGGGUAAAAUUGACCCAAAUGUGGCUAAACUCGCGUCGUCCGGUUGGGCAUCGUGGCUCAGAUGGUUGGAGCGUUGAGUGUACUAAAGCCUCCCCUUGCUGUCGUGGGUUCGAAUCCCACCGAGGCACCGAGUUCUUCAUAGUUGAGUCAAAGUAAAACGUAGGGUUAUCGAGUGGAUAAGAUGAUCGAGGACCAUGGUAGCGGAUCGAAUCCGUUAUUAAUCCAGCUUGUCUAGCGUACAAGCAGAUGGUCGACAAUGCAGAAAGCCUUCUCGGCUAGAAAGGAUGGUCACACCAGGAGCCCCGUAGCACAGUUGGUCCUGUGCUAGAUUUCAGGGAGAUUUGAUUUAGGGUUACAGUUAGUGCUGGAGAUAGGUUAGGGGCAGGUGCUGGUGUUGUGUUUACUGUUAGAGAUAGGGUCGGGACACCGGAAUGGUACCCCACUUAGAGUCUAGGAUAUGACCACCCGUAUUACGGAGGUAAUUGCUGUUCCUGUGUCUUGCCGUAAAAGACGUUAUUUGCGUCUAAGGCCUGCUUGGAUGUGCUAGACAAGCAAUCACCAAAACCCCGUAGUUUAAGCAGAAAAAGCUGGGACUUUUAUCAGAAUAUAUCAGGCUACCUAAGUCAAAUAAGUAGACACUUUACAUGAAUACGAUUCAUUCUGGUGUCCUUAUUCCUGUGUCUUUCCGACCACUACCUUCAGUAGCCUCCACCCUGGCUUACACAAUAUUAUGAGGAAAAAGGGAGAGAGGGACUUGCACGUUCGCACCAGUGGCAGUCUGGCUGCCCAGACCAGCCAAUUAAUUUUAAGAUCGCCUCAGGCAUGUUCUUGUAGCGACCGAUGACGUUUAGUAUAGCACAUGCGGGAUACCCUGAAGCACUGGGAAUAAGUUCCGACGAAGAACGGGGUCAACAAGGUUGUUGGACACGUCAGAAUUCAUUCAAGCAACAAGAAAGAAGAUUUGAAGGGGUAAAAAAUAUAUAGGCUAGGAACAGGGCGUUCAGUACAUCGGAAAUCGACAAAUUAUACAGAGAAAGAUGCGAGUUGCACCAAGGGGGGGUGGGGAAUUGACGUCAACAUGCCUGCUAAACAACCAGUGGGGAUGCAAAGCUGGGGGCAGCUGCAAGAGAGAGCCGUGGAAAGUGCCGAUGUGGAGCGUGAGCGGAGUGAGCGUUAGGGGAAUUCGGGGAGACAGUGGGCUUCCCAGGACACCGGCCAUCUUCACCGACACGCUGUUGCACCAUCCCAUCCUGGGUCUGCCCCAUAAGGCGUUUACGCCAUUCGAACAACCCGGUCUAAUUCGUGGGACAUUAAACUCGCUCUGACGCAUCCCCCACUACCAUUCGGGAUGUCGCUGCCAUGGAGGCAGAGAUGUCCACUCGUACGGCAACCAAAUUAUUUCAACUAAAUUGUCUGACUUUCAGUACAGAAUUCAGUAUCCUCUAAACUGGCGUCCUACACCUCCUUCUAUUCGAAGCUGGACCUAAAAGCCAUAGUGACUACGUCCUGUCCAUGGUUUAAGCCGCCGCGACAUAUUCCGCCAGGUAAAAUGUUUUACACGCUACUGCAUGGACUGGAGAAGAAAUGAAACGUUACUGCUAGCGUUUUCAGAGAAUUUCAGUGCUGCUGAAAUGCUGAAGAAAGAGGCAAUUUUAGCCUUGUUGAAUUCUCGCCAUUUUCAAUCGGAUGAAAGAAGAUGCGUUCACUAUGGUCAAAAAGGCUGAGCAGACAAGGAGCCCCGAGAUAUCCUUGUGCUAGACUUGAUGGAGAUGUGGAUUAGGGCUACAGUUAUGGCUGAAGAUAGGAUAAGGACAAGUGUUAAUUGCCGAUGCAAGCGAAGAUGCGAGUUCCAGGAACUAGUUGAUCAGAAGAAGAAGAAGAAGAAGAAGAAGAAGAAGAAGAAAAAGAGGCGAUCGCUGGAACAAGGGCUUUAUUCGCCUGACGUUUCGGACUCUCACUUGAAUCCAUCAUCAGAUACAGUGGCAGAAAAGGGUGACUUGUGCACAGGAAAUCGCAGUAUUUAUAGGAUGCAGUCGCUAUGCUACCGCAUGCUUAUAGCAAUUAGCCGCGCUCCCCUUCGUCAAGAAUGGGUGCCCGCUGGUGCAAUAAUUGCUUGAUGGCCGGCAUGAUUGUUAAUCGCCGAAAUGUCAUCACCCGUGUUAGAUGCUGGCGUGAUGAUUGCUCGGUCAUCUGGCUCACCGGCUUGCGCGCUCCCUGAGUGAUCAAUUACCUUGGCCAGCCUAUGCCUCAGUACGGAAUAUGGAGGGGGAAUGUCAUUGCACUUGUUGAUAGACUGUGGUCCCGUGAACCAUGACUCAAGCAACUCGCGGCUCACGCGAUUAUCCUCUCUCGCGAGAAUUUCGGCCUUAUCGAACUUGAAUGUGUGGUCGGGUCUCGUCGAAUGGGCCGCGACUUGAGAGUUGUCGUCAUUUCUUCAUACCGCUGCCGCGUGUUCGGCAAUUCGCGUCCGGAGCAGUCUUCCAGUUUCUCCGACGUAGUUGCUUUGUCCGCAACUGCACCAGAUCCGGUAAAUGACUCCAGAUGUUUCUUGCCGUGGCAGUGGGUCUUUUGGUCUAAUCACCUGACGCCUCAUGGUGGUCUCCAGUCUGUGUGCCACUCCAACCCCAAGUGGUGCAAGAAGGCGGCUAAUGGCUUCGAAGACGUUCUUGAUGUACGGGAUCGCUCGCCAGAAUUUGGGGUCGGCACGGUUCUGUCUCUCGUCUCGUUUGCGCAUACACCGGUUGACGAAGUUGCGCAGGUAACCAUUUUCUCUAAAAACCCGUCGAAGAUAUUGGGAUUCGGCAACUUUGUCUUCCGGUUCACUGCAGUGCGUCUCAACACGUCGAAAUAGCGUUCUCACGCAACUGCGUUUGUGGCUGAUUGGGUGGUUACUGUUGAAGUUCAGUAUUUGCGUCGUAUUCGUCGCUUUCCUGAACACUUUGGUCUUUAGGCCACCAGAAUCUUUGCGGCAGACGAGGACAUCAUGUUCCUGUGCACAUGUCACCCUUUUCUGCCACUGUAUCUGAUGAUGGAUUCAAGUGAGAGUCCGAAAUGUCAGGCGAAUAAAACCCUUGUUCCAGCGAUCGCUUCUUCUUCUGAUCAACACGUGUUAAUGUUAUGUUCAGUGUUAGAGCUGUAGCAACUAAGCGGUGGAAGUGAGUGCUUAGUGCACUACAAUCGUCAGGCCAAAUUCCAAGUUGAAAGGAGAAGACAGAUAGCACCAGAAUGAGGGGUUUAAUGUAUACAAAGCCCAGAGUUGUCCUCUCAGGCGGCAGUGGCUGCUGACGAAGCCAGGGCUCGUGCUGACUGCGUCCGGUCAUGCCUGAGAGUCUGUGGUACAGUGGUGGCAGCCGCUUUUGUAGGCUCUUGGUCCAAGCUUAAACGGUCUCCAGUCGGUGUGCGUUUACAUUUGCCGAGGGGCGGUGUUCUAGUAGCUUAUGUUUCUGGUUGCAGGGGGUAGGUGCGUUCAAGUGGACGCAUGGGCAGUUGCGACUGGGUGGACGCAGGUAUUUCCGAUCUAAAGUCGGUCGAGUUGCUUCAGGUCAGCGCACCUGGAAUGGUUCGCUUCAAGGAGUGAUCUUGAGGCAACGAGGCCCUGAGCAAUGACUUCAGACUGGCUAUAUUGGCUGUCUGCAGCAGAGUUAGGGUCGGACAGCGGACACCGGGUCCACACUGGAAUCUAGCGCAAAACAGCAUGCAUUACGGGGGUGAUCGCUGUUCCUGUGCCUUGCCGUAAAAAGAUCGGCAUUUCCGCCUAAGUUCUGUUUGAAUGUGGGAAAUGAUCAAUCAGCAGAACCCCUGUCAUUUGCAUAAGCGGAAAAAACUCAGACUAUUAUUAGAAUAUAUCAGUCUACCUGAGUUAAAUAAGUAGACACUUUAUAUGGUUUAUUUCGAAGUUCUUGGACAACCACUUCCAGUCGCCCUUACCCUGUCUUACCAUUCACAUACGAUAUUAUGAGGAGAAAGGGUAAAAAAGAGACAGCGAAGUUGAUGUUGUGUCAGGCACUCCUACCAGGAUCCGGUUUGCCCACAUGUUAUCGCUGCUCGUCAGGCAGCGUUACUGAGUGCCGUCGGCAAACACUACUGUCAGUAAGGUCAUGAGGGCCUCACACUGUAAUCCAACACAUAAAAUGAUAGACUGUCUCUCGUGAUCGAGCACACUGGGAUGCUGCCUUUGUUAAUUCUAAAAAAAUCAGGAGAUCCGAAAGACUAAAUGAUUUUCCAUGGUCAGCCCACUCUUACAUGAUAUUUGGGAAAAUUAUUUGCUAACUGAGCCAAAUGCACACACACACGCACACCCCUCAACGCUGAUAAACUAUUCACCCUCUGGACAGAACAGCCAGUGGGGACAUUCCGAGGACUCUUGGGUGUUUAUAUGGCCCUAAGAAAACUAAAAUGUCAAUGCUGACUGAAACUCGUGAGACGCUGACUGAAGUCCUUACAUGCGCUAUUCGGUUGUGAUGGUUGCAGUACUGAUUACCAAGGAGCUUGCCUCACAGGAGAUGUAUCGGACCGACAUAGAGGUCGUAAUGAAACACCGAAAGAGGUAAACGUAAUGCGCAGAGUUCGCGCAUCCACAAUAGAUGCCGCACUUUGGUGGUUUUAUGACACGUCUAUGCGCGGGCCCUAGGCCGCACUGGUCAUUUUUUCUCGAUUCCAGCAUCAGAUGACUGACCGGCUCGGUCUGAUAGACAGGAAGAUUCAGUUCUAAGUUAAGACCAUUGUUGGGGUGAGGACACCGGAAUACGUACCCGUUUUGAAAUUUAGAGUCAGGCCGCCUGUAUGGCGGGGUGCUCCUAUUCCAUGUAGGCAACUGCUAUGCCCUGAUUCGCAAACCGUGGCCCACGUGGCCUGGCAGAUCUCUGGCAUCUGGUUUCUGCCGGUGGAUGCGCCUGCGCUCCCGCUGGGUAUACAGAUCGUUAGCAUGGCUGCUCCGUUCCCCUCGUCGUCUUUCUGACCCAUUGUGGUGACGUUGCUGGUUAAAGUCCUGGUCAGGCGGAUAUUGUGGACCAGGGGGUGUGGUGGCACGUCUAGCUGCGGAUCUGGUUGCGCCAGUUGCCUGCGAAGUCCAUCACUCACGGUCUUCUUGACUAUAUCUCGUUACCGGGUCCAGACGGAGAGGAGGAGAGAGUGCGGUAGAUGCUACGAAAGUCUGCCGCCACGGCAAACUAUUUCACGCGUCUACUUCACCUGCAGUAGAGCAUGACGGCCGAACUGUCCUCAUCGUGUUUUGCCACGAGAGUUACUAGGUAGAGUUAUAAUACCGAUCAUCACACAGUGUAAUACUAAGGUAUUUCAGUCACUCCAGGAAGUUCAUCAGUGCUCCAUCACCUGCCGUAAUCUGUCGCUGCAGAUCGGGUAUUUAUUCAAUCAGGAAUGGGCGCACACCGAUCUAUUGGCUUCAGGAAACAAACAGGUUCUAUAUGGGUGGCAAAAGUCACGAACAGGCAAGCAAUUACCAGGUCGAAGUCGGCCAAUUCAUAAUGGCAGCGAAGGGGACGGCAGAGAAUUCGGGUAGAUUGAUUCAGUACUGUUUCGGGCUUAUUUUGCCCUCAUUUAGCCAAUCAACAGUCGGGGUCUAGUAGAAGGGUCACAAGCACUUCACCGAACCGAAGUUCAUCAGUGCCCCGCCACCCGUCAUACCCCGUCACUGCAGAUCGGACGCAUGCACGAUGGAGGUGGCAUCCCGAGUCCAUAGAAACUUCCCGAGGCUAAAGUAACCCGGACCAGCAGCAUCCACAACACGCCAAGCGUCCUAACUUGGAAGUCCGACAGUUCGAGCGUCGAUUCCGGCGAUGUCCACCGUGUGCUGCACAGCAAGGUUCAGCAGUCACGGUGACUUGUGCGUGGAUUAUUUUAAUGAUAGUAGACUUUCGCAGCAUCUAUCGCACUCUCCCUUCUCCGCUCCCCACCCGGAUCCGGUGUCAAAACAGAGUCAAGAAGACCAUGGACGGGAGAGGGCGCAGCUGGCUGGUACGGCCGGACCCGCACCUAGGCGUACCACUACAUUUCCUAGUCCAAAACAUGCGUUUAACCAGGAUUUUUCGAACCAGCGGGAGCGCAAGGGCAUCUACUGGUAGGAAAUCAGGUGUCAGGGAACUGCCAGCGUAUACCAGGCUGCGAGGGCCAUGGUUUGCUGAUACUGCCAUAGCACACGUUUUCACACGAGUGUGGAACAAAUACUUAGGAACAAAGCUCUUUGGGUUCGGUCUGUAAGCUGAUAUGGAUUUUCGAGCCGAAGCUCAUAGAGUACUGCGGAAAUAACAACGUAAUAUUAACGAUCUGCUAACAGGCAGUCAGUAGCGUGUAAAUACCGAGUAAUCGAGCAUACUAACCGCAGAGAUAACAAGUAAAAGUUAAGUCACGCGGGUUUCACCGAUCCAUUACGCUUUUAGCUAUUUCACUUGCUGUUGCUGGUAUGAUACAUGAUUCACCGACUGUCGGCCGCUUGUGAAUAUUAACCGGUCAUUCCACAAUAGCUGAUGGAUUUCAGCCCAAAUAUUCAUGCUAACUUUCGGAACGAGCUUAAUGAGCUUCGUUCGAUUGAUUUACACCAAAUUUGCGCACUUCAUUCUGAGGAAAUCAAAAAUUGCAACAUGCAAACUGAAGUUUAUGUACAAAAUAUCGCAUUGAGACAGCUGGGGGACCCACUGAUGAGCCAACCCCGUCGCAGUGACGUCAUGCGGCGAAACUUGCAGGGCUGGGCUUCUGGCUGGCACUUAUGCUGUUAGUAAGUAAUUCGUUCAGUAUUUGCGCAUGUCAUUUUUCCAAGUGAACCAUACGUAAUGGCAGAGCUUUACUCCUAUGGUUUAAAGCGAAAGAGAACCAGGACUUAAGCAGAAUUAGCAUAAACACGUCCGUAUUCCUGCUGGCAAAGAUCAUUAAAGUUUCUUUCUAGGGACAGACGGAAACAAACAAGGACAUCGUUUCUGUUCCUUAAAAACGAUUUCCCAAUGCGCACAAAACGAAUGCCCGCUCCAGGGGCUACAAUCGGACAAUCUCCCCUUUUAUACUUUUUCACCAAUCGGAAUUCUAAAAAAAGGUUUCAGUCGGUCUUUCUGCGUAUUUUUGAAUGGAACCCUAAAAAACUCCCUACGGGCCACUCUUCGACCGAGGUGAUUUUGGAGUUAAAAUCACCAUAAUAUGGUUGCUUCCGUGAUCUAAAAACACUAGGGGAAUCUAUCAAACCGACAUAAACCAAGCUAAUAGGGUACCGUUUUUCUAUUGCUUGCGGGCCUAUGUAAAAAUCAAACGAAUCGACUGUAUUGGCUGGAAAUACAAAGCGUAAAAAAUAGUCGUAGACAAGCAGGCAAACAAAAAUACGCUGAGUUUGUUUCGAUGUGAUUGCCACAAAAGUUAGUGGUCGAACAAAGCGACUAUAUGGAAGAACGAUCAAAUUCACUAGUAAAAACGUGGUUGGUUGUUCUUUCGAAAUGGAUUGCGAAACUGGCUUGAGUUUGACACGAGAAUAAAGGAGUCCUUGUACUACAGGUUGUCUUAGAGUAGAUGGCCGAACUCAGCAAAUGUUAGUCGAAAUUCCAAAAUGCGUUUUCGUUUCAAAAAGAUUAAUUAGGUUGGGUUGUAAAACCAAUCAUUAUGCAGCACAAUUCUAUAAUAAUUCGGUUACCCCAAGCCGCUGGCUUCUGAAAAAAACGUCUUUCCGGCUGAAACCAUAUAUAAUAUUCCGUGAAAACUGACAACUUAUAUAGCAUGCACUGUGUCGUACACUUUAUGAGGAGCAGUGGUAAAAGGACAGGUAUAUUGCUGUAUGAAGAGACAUCGCACCGUCUUAAAAAUCGCAUAAUCAAAGACUAAUUAAGUAGAGUUGUAAAACUGGUCAUCAUCUAGCGUAAUUCUACAAUAAUUCAAUGACCUCAGGGGGCCGGCUUUUGAACGAACUUCUUUCCGGCUGCAUGCAUGAACUAUACUCUGUAAAAAGUGACUACAUAUAUAGCGUGCAUUCUUCUCAUCGAUAUUCGAUGCUUUUUAAAAAUCCAAUUAUGUUUCGUAGAAAACAGGCAAAAAAGUAUUCAUUCUUUUACUCGUUUGGUGGAGAUUUACGUUUAUUUUAAAUUUUAUACUUGAAGAAAUGAUAUUAUUCGGUUUCUGAAAAGUUUCUAAUAGUGAGAUUUUUUAUUACAGUGAAAUGCCCUUUCACAAAACAUCGUGUCUCAUCAAUUAUUAGUGUGGCUUCCUAAGUUUGCAAUAUGGCUCAAAUCCACAGCUAAAUUUUGCGAACCCUAGAUAGUCUCCUCAUAGGACUGUAGAGAAAUGCACGGUUUUCCGUACAUGGAAACUAUAUAGCUUGUAGUUUGGAAGCCUUGAAUACCAGUGUAACGGCAGGUCGGGUUCAAAAUCAUUCGGGAAUUGAGCAAGUUUUAAAAAACAACGUUAUAGCAUUUUUCCAAGUAUAAAAUUUAAAGGAAGCGUAAUUUUCUACCGAAUGAGUAGAAGAAUAAAUAGAUUACUCAUGCUUUCUAUGAAAUAUAAUUGAAUAUUUAAGGGCAUCGAAAAUCAAUGAGAAAAAUUCAUGCUAAAUAAGUAGUCAUUUUUUACUUAGCGUGAUUUAUGCAUGUGGAUGGAAAGAUGUUCGUUCGAAAGUCGGCCUCCUGGAGUAAAUGAAUUAUUAUAGAAUUAUGCUGCUUGAUGAUUAGUUUUACAACCUUACUUAAUUAAUCUUCUCAAAACUAAAACGCAUUUCGGAAUUUCGGUUGACAUUUCAUGAUUUUGUCCACUUAUUGUGCAGUAGAGUCUAAGUGGCGCAUUCAGGGUUUCCAAACUACAAGUCGUAUAUUUUCCGCGUACGAAAGACCGUACAUUUCUGCUUUAUAAAUAGAAGACCAUAUGAGGUUCAUAAAAUUGAGAAGUGGAUUUGAGCGAUGUUAUGGACUUUACAAACGACAUUAAUAAAUAUGGAGACAGGAUGUCUUAUAAGCGGACACUCUUUGGUUUUAGAAAAUCUCAUAAUUAGAACUUUCUAAAUCCAAACUAUACCCUGACUUCAAGCAUAAAAUUUGAAGAAGACGUAAUUUCCUACCAAAUGAGUAUAAGGAUAGAUGCUUUGCAUGUUUUCUCUGAAAUGUAUUUGAAUUUAUAAUGGCAUCGAACAUUGAUGAGAAAAUUCAUACUAAGUAAAUAGCCAUUCUUGAAGGUGGCCAGAAAGAAGUCUGCUCAAAAGCCGGCACACUGGAGUAACUGAAAUAUCAUGGGAUUAUGUUGCAAGGUGAUUAAUAUUACAACCCUACUUGGGUAACCUUUCCGAGUCGAAAACACAUUUCGAAUUUCGGUUAACAUUUCAUGACUUAGUACAUCUAUUGCAUUUCAAUGAACGAUUUCUGUGGAAGAGACGAUGUUUCCGCAGACUAGGUAUCUUUCAUCUAACAAAUUGCGGCUGCCGCCUGUAAGUAUAUUUUACAACUAAAACUACCUUAACUUCUUUCUCAUAAAGGUCGCGAUGUAGGAUUCAAUCCAGAAGAUGUUGAAAUCAUGCGAUCCAUUCUCUCUGGAGGCUACCUCCUGGACCUCAGCGGUUGUGCUUUGUCACGCCUGCCAGAAAGAAGGCUCCUUCUUGAGUGUCUUUGCGAACUCAAUCUGUCCUACAACAACUUCGAGGUGAGCCUCAUGCCAGUUAUUGGUUUCUAGGCGCUGUAGUGUCUACCUGAGGACAUUUGCGCCCUAAGGAGUCUACGCGUGCUCAGCAUGAAAAGCAAUCCGAUGAGAGUGAUACCCAACUGUGUGCAAAGUCUUUCAAACCUGAAAUACCUCGAUGUGUCCUUCUGUCUUCUGGAAGUCCUGGAGUUCGGGUAAGACAACUGUUUGUCGUCCCCUCUCUGCUCAUGGCUCUUGUCAUUAGAAGAUGCAUAAACAUGCUGAUAACGUCCGAUAGCUCGACUAUUAGUGACGAUGAGGUGUUUUCGAUGACCGGCGCUUGACUAUACAAGGACUAGUUUCGAUUCUAAAGAUAGGCUGGUGAUUCGGAAGUCCAUUUGGCCUAGUUUUGAAAGCCUUGGCGAUUUCGAGGGAAUUCGAACCAAGGACUUGUACACAGCCAGCGUUCAAACCACCUGAUCUACGAGGUCUCCCCUGCGAGCCGUGGGAUUGAUCAUAUUUACAGUAAGUGAUCGACCUCAUGAAAUGUUGGCUGAAAUUCUGAAACAAGUUUUCGAUUAGGAAGGAUUAAUUAGACGCGAUUGUAAUACCGAUUAUCUUGCGGAAUAAUUCUAUAAUAUUUCGGAAUCGACAGGAUGUCAGCUUUUGAAUGCACUGCUUUGCAAUCUCCUUUAGAAACCGAACUCGGUAAAAGAUGAUUACUUAAGUAGCAUACAUUUUCCCAUUGAUUUUCGAUGGUUUUGCCAAUUCAAAUAUAUUUUACAGAAACCACGAACACACGAACGAAUAUGCUUUCGUUCAGUUGUUCGAUAUAUAAUCACGUCAACUUUAUAGUUUAUAUUCGAAGAAGGAGUACAAUUAGGUUUUAAAAAGUUUUCUAAUUGGCGAAUAAUUUGGAGCCUGAUUAGCAGUUGCAUUACCGCUAUGUGAUUUCAGUCUACAAGGUGUAUGCGCUCCGCGUAAAUGAUAUCACCCAUUAUUCUAUGCCUUUAAAAAGAUAUCAUAUAGAGUACAUAAAAUUUUGCAAUGGAUGAGGACCAUGUUGUACAUUUCAUGAGGAGCUGUGGCAAACGGCCAGGUACGCGCUAUAUGAGUAGACAUAUCGCGGUCUUAAAAAGUCUCAUAAUUAAAAACUUUUUUAAAACCUAAUUAUGCUCUUUCCUUGAGUGCAAAAUAUAAAUCAGACGUAAUUCGCUACCGAACGACUGAAAGAAAGCAUAUUUUUGCUUAUGGUUUCUGUAAAAUAUAUUUGAAUUUGCAAGACCAUCGAACAUCAGGGUGAAAAUACAUGCCAGUUAAGUAGUCAUUUUUUACCGAGUACGGCUUGUAUAGGAGAUUGAAAAGCAGUGUAUUCAAAAGCUGACAUCCUGCCGAUUCCGAAAUAUUACAGAAUUAAGCCCUAAGACAAUCAGUUUCGCAACCGCGCCUAAGUAAUCCUUCCUAAUCGAUAACUCAUUUCAGAAUUUCAGCGAACAUUUCAUGAGAUCGGUCAAUCACUGUAGGAAUGGUUCUUGAGCUUUCUGUAUUCGUUUUCCUUCCCUGGAGGAGGAAGUAAGUCGAGCUGUCCAUGGCCGCUGAUGCAUUGUUUCGCGUGAAGAGACACAAUCUAGGGAUAUCGUCAAGGUCAGUUAAAUCAGUAAUGAUCACCGCCGUACAGCCCAGCCAAUUAGGACAAAGCUGGCUGACACCCCAAACAGUCUUUCCCGCAUAAUCAAUGCAGAAUCUACCAGAAGACUACCAGGUUCACUUUACAACUGGAAGUUGACAACACGCAGUGCGAGGAAGCUUCGUAAUCGUCAAGAUACAUGACAGUCAGCCAAGAUCGAAGCGAUCUACUUGUAACCUUGACUGUUUGCACACAGGCCGUAGUCUCGGUGAGACAAGUGGUCGCGAUGCUGCAAAACACAUCUUUUAAAACCAUUUCCAAAAUUUGGGAAACAUUAGGAUGCAACAAACCCGUACAAUCUUCCAUUUAUAAACCAGAUAUGUUUUCUAUAAAGUAAAUGUAUUUAUAAACCGCAAGUACCAACUGAAGAGGUAAUCCUAGUUUGAAAGAUAAAAUUGUAUCGAUUGUGGUUAGCCAAUUUAUCCGAAACAUUUAAUCUAAACAUCUAAAUGGUUAUAUGUUGCACACUAGGGCAUAACAUCAUAAAAAGUGACUAUCUCAGAUUCGUCCUUUCGCUCAAUCCAAUUUUCAUGUUAUAAGAUUUCUACUAGGAUAUUUAAAUGCUUCGAUUGCUUUAAAAACUCUAUUUCAGGUUCUACCGUUUGUCUGAACUCGAGGUCUGCCAUUUAGAGUUCAACUUUAUUACUGAAAUCCACGACUCGAUAUCCCAAAUGAGGUUAGUCUGAUACUGCAUAUCUUCACAAGGCUAUUUGUUGUCAGGAAAAAUAAAAGAUUAUAUUAGCAUUUGCUAAAAUAAAUUCUGGUCAUUUUUCACAAGCAUUCUCAAGCAAUUUAUGCAGCCAUUAAAAGCUCAAAAUCAGAUAAACAAAAACCAAGCAGGUCUUCAUCCAAAUUUAUUUCCACCAGGCAUCGGUCUUUUGCUUAAGAAAAUGCAUUUUGUAAAAUCUACAACAAUUAAGUCGACUAAGACCAAGGCUUAUAAGACCACUUUUUAUUAAUUUCAGUUUUAUAACUGAUUCUCCACAAGUCAGAUUGUAAUCUCUCAAACAAUUUAUUUGACCAAUUUCGAUUGUUAUAAAGAACAAACUGAAGUCAUUGUGCCCCGUUGCUCUUUAAAAUGCUUUUUGAUAGUGCAUAUUUUACUCGACCAAAGCUCCUUAUGCAUCUGACGCUCCUUUUAGUGCAAGUUAUUGUUACAGUUGACAUCAUACAAUAUUCUGGUGUUCACAGUACACUCUGUACGCAUACUGCUUUGGCCGUCAUAAUAAGCGGCGGCUUCAUGUCGCAGGUAAAGCAUUUUCAAUGGUCUGGAGUGAGCUAGUUCAGCCUCAAAUACCUCGAGUCACCAUGUCGUGCAUUGCUAUGUUGAAGACGUGCGCUUUAAUCCGCUUUACGUGCCAGUCACGACUUCCCCGCAGCUAACCGAGAUCCACAUCACACAUAAAUAGGUGACGGAAGGUCAGAAAAAAUAUAUAUAUGGUAGAUAUGCUAUCUCCAGAAAUGUUUAAAGAAUGCUUAAAAUAUGCUUUCAUUUCUAAACUGUUGCUUAAAUUAAUUGUAAUAUUAAAUGUCGCACAUCACAAUCCUAUAAUAUUUCAGUCACACCAGGAUACCGACCGUCGAUCGAGCUCCUUUUCAGCCGUCCACAAAAACUACACUCUAAAAAUGCCUGCUUAAUUUGCACAUACUUUCUCCUUAACUUUUAAUGCCAUCAUAAAUUCGACCAUAUUUCAUGGAAAAUGCGCCUACAAUAUUGCUAUUGUAAUGGGUUGGUAGCACAAUCUGCCAUAUUAAACUGUUAUACCUAAAAAUUCUAUAUUUCCGUUUGAAAAGCUUCUGGUUAUGUGAUUUUCAAGGCGUGAAAUGUCCAUAUUUACAGCUUGACGACAGCAGGUUUAUCAGUCCGGUAGGAUGCGGUUAUGUAGCCGCACCUGAUGGACACAAUACUGUUGACCUACCUGAUUAUUUUGGGUUGGUGUGAUUACGUUGGCAUGGUGUGGCUGUGCGUUGCGGUGUGUGUUCUGUUGGGGUUAGGGUUAGGUGUUAGAGGUUGGGGCUAGGGUUCGGGAUCAGGGUUGGGGUUAGAGCUUGGGACUAUGGGUUAUGGUUAGGGGAUGGCGGUAGAGGUUUGACUUAAGGGUUAGAGUUAGGGAUUAGGGCUAGGGCAACCAUUUCCCAACCAGUCAAAUACAACCGCGCAUGCCCAAUAGCUUUCCAUUCUGCACAAAAUUCCUUCACCUAGUCGACUGUGCGUUUCCCGGCCCCACCUGUAAAAACUCCUACUACCAUCGGUCUUUUUUACAGAUGGCUGGGGUUUACUCACCUCAGAUGGGUCUACCUAACCACAUCCGACCAUCCUACUUUAAAAUAUACGACCUGUUCCAUUUCCGAAGGACAAUUUUAUGAGUGAACUUUGACCUCUUUCCAGCAGCUUCAAAAACAUGACAUUCCUUGGACGGAAUGCGCACAUCAUGCACAAUAUAAACCCUGAAGUCGAGUGUAAUGUCAUGUGAGACAAAAGUUAUUCGAACAUUGACAAAGGUUUUUAAAACUGAAUGAUGAAGAAGACGUAAUACGCUACCUGAUGAGAAGAAAUGGAAAUAUUUUUAUGCACGUUUUCUGUAAAAUAGUCUUUUUUUUAUAAGGGCAUCGAAAAUCAAUAGGAAGGGCUUACAGCAUAUAAGUAGUCAUUCUUUACAGAGUGAAGUCUCUGCAAAGGGCCGAAAAGAAACUCAAGUAACAACAUGCUGACGUGUCUGAAACAUCUUGUGGUUGCUUUGCAAGACAGUUAACAGUUUCACUUAAGUAACCUUUUCGGAUCGAAAGCAAAUUUCAGAAUUUCGGUUAGUAUUCCACGUGGUAACCCAUUUAUUGCAGUUUUGUUGAGAAGAGGAAUGAGGCUCGAUCGCGAAGCAGAAAUUUUAUUCUUUAUAAACGCAUUCUCAGUGACGGCCACAGACAAAAUAAUACUGGUCUUGCUGACUUUCCCUGCACGCCGCAAAAGGUAUCGAGAAAAGUAUGGGGAAGGUACCUCUUUCAGCCAUCUGUUUAGACCUUACUAUGAACGGAAAAUACAAAGUGUUCUGAUUGGCUUGUUGUAGUAAGUAAUGUUUUUAUUAUCUGAACAAAUUUUAGGAAGUUGACUACUUUGAGUCUUCAGGGAAAUGACCUAAAGUACGUCCCCUUUGGCCUCUUUGAGCUGCUAACCGAUCAAGUAUUACAAGUCAACCUCGACUACAAUCCUAUGCACUGUCUUUUACCCCUGGAGGAAAUCGUGCUUUUCGAGAAAGCAAAAGAACUUCCAAAACGUCUCAAUGACAGGUCCACGAAUGAGACCCAAGCUCAAGACGCUGAGCGGGUGAUGGACAAUACAUCAGCUGAGUAAGUCUUACUGAACCCCCCCCCCGUUAUCUGACGACUAAGUGUGCGGCUUAGACCGUCUACUUACUUAAGGUGUGUUGGGAUGCAGUUUAACGAGACAUGGAUAGGGUUUUGGAACAAUGUGUAGUUUGAAAUAAGUUCGUUUUUGAGGACAAAAGAUCUUAGCUGUGCAAAAUACUUAUGACAGUUUGACCGUCGCAGACGAUGAAGUUUACCACUUCCUCCGAGACUACGCCCAGCAACAGUGACUUUAGCGUUAUAGUGAGAUAGGCAUGCGUAGCGUCUACCACACCGUCUUUUCCCUCACCUGCGUUGCACCGACGCCUGGGCAGCAUCACGAGGAUCGACAGACAGCUGCAGGCACAGUUGGCGUCAAAGCUAAAACGCCUGUCUACAGUGGGUGGGUGAACUCAUGAAACGUCAACCAAAAUUCCGAAACAUGUUUUCGUUUCGAAAAGAUUAAUUAGGUAGGCUUGUAAGACCGGUCAUCGUGAAGCAUAAUUCUAUAAAAUUCGUUUAUCUCAGGAUGCCGGCUUUCGAAUGAACUUCCUUCCGACGGCAUACAAGAACUACACUAUGUAAAAAAUGACUACUUAAGUAGCAUGCAUUUUUCUCGCUGAUUUUCGAUGCCCCUAAAAGUCCAAUUAUACUUCAUAGAAAACAUGAAAAAUGAUAUUCAUUCUUUUGCUCAUUCAGUAGAAAACUACGUCGUCUUCCACUCUUGCACUCACAGAAAGGGUAAUAUUCCAUUUUUUAAAAACUUUUCCGAUUCCCGAAUAAUUUUGAACCCGACCUGCUGUUAUACUUGCAUUCAGGGUUUCCAACGUACAAACCGUAUAUUUUCUGGGUACGGAAAACCAUACAUUUCUCUACCGUAUUAAGAGGACGCGAUAUAGGGUUCAUAAAAUUAAGCAGUGGGUUUGAGCCAGAUUGUUAACUUUACAAGCCACAUUGGUAAAUGCAAAGACAUCACUUUUUAUGAAGGGAAAUUUCACGGUAAUAAAACAUCUCACAAUAAGAAACGUUUUAAAACCGAAAUAUGCUCAUCAGAAACUUUUUAAAAUUGAAUUAUAUUCUUCCUUCGAGUAUCAAAUUGAAAGAAGCCAUAAUUGUAUACCGAAUGAGCGAAAGAAUGAAUAUUUUUUAUUCAUGUUUCCUACGAAAUAUAAUUGGACUUUUAAGGGCAUCGAAAAUCAAUGAGAAAAAUACAUGCUACUUAAGUGGCCAUUUUUUACCGAGUAUGGUUUUUGAAUGCAACAGAAAAGACGUUGUUUUUCGAAAGCCGGCAUCCUGAUGUAACUGAAGUAUGACAUAAUUAUGCUGCAAGUUUAGUAGUUUGACAACCGUACUUGAUUACUCUUUUCGAAACGGAAGCCCAUUUCAGAAUUUCGGUUGGCAUUUUAUGAGUUAGCCAACCUACUGGACGUCCGUCACACACGAUCUGCUUUCAACUAGUGACCCCCCCUAAAGCGGUUCACACGGCAGAUAUGCUGAACCAACAAGGAGGCUGCAUCGGAUUCAGGCAGGUGUUGUCGGUAAUGCGCGCUCAUAAAAAAUUGUUAACAUUUGGGGUACGUUGUCUGGUCCAGUUGUAGGCUCAUGCUACGCCAACCGAGAUCCGAUCCGUCCCCAGUUUUAUUGCUAUUUAAAAUCCUGGUCAAGUUGUUGUUGCCAGCCAGGAAGCGUGGCGGUACGCCUGUGUGCGGGGUUACGCUGUGCCAGUAGUCUGCGUCCUCUCCCGCCUGCGGUCGUUUUGACUCUGUCUUGACACCGGGUCCAGGUGGGAGAGGAGGAGAUAAUGCAGUAUAUGUUGCGCAAGUACACUAUCAUUGUAAACUGAUUUGCGCGCAAGUCGCUGUUCAUGCUCUCAACCUGCUGUGGUGCACGAAGCAACAUCGUCGAAACCGGGGUUAGAAGUGACAGUUUCAACUUCCUUUACCAAGCUACACCUAGGACGUCUCGCGUAUCAUAUGCUUGAGAAGAUAAUGAAUGCCUGCCUGUGAGCUCUGAAACAGACCAGCUAAUCCAGUCAGUUGGUGGACUUUCAGUUGCGCCCCCCAGACGGGCUACGUGGAAGAUGCGCUGGACCAGACGGGGCCACAUCGGAGUCUGGCAGGUGUUAUCGGAUUGCACACCACUUACAAAUGCCAGCAUUUUGGGGUGCGAUGGCAGACCCGGUUGACGGCAGCCGUCGCGCACACUGGGACGCCUGUCACUCCCCGCUCAUUGUUGUUGGUCAAAAACCCGGUCAUUUGCUGUGUGGACCAGGGGGUGUGGAGUGUAACGCCAAGGUGCGAACUCGGCCGUACCAUCCACCUGCGCCCUCCCCCGCCUCUGUCUGGAUACCAAGCUCAGGUGGCGGCGGAGGAGGAGAGAGUGGGGUAAAUGCUUUUCAAGUGUACUAUUACUAUAAAUCACGCACAAGUCACCGUACCUGCUCCGACCCUGCUGUGGAACACACAGUGGACGUCGUCGGCAACGAUGUUAAACUUUCCAGUCAGGACACUUAGCGUGUUGUGAUAGAUUCGAGCCUGUCAAGCGGUUCGUUACGGAGUGAUGAGCUGAUUUUCCGUGAAGAUCUCAUUGUCUCUUCCCUCUCACAUGCACCAGUCGACUAUCUGAGCCCGGUCAUGCGACGGGCAGGCAGUGGUGUCAAGGCCUACGUCAAAGUCUGUCUGUACUGCAGACUCGCGUGGAAUCUGCACCGCCUAAUUAACGCGCACGGUGAGCCCGUCGGAUACCCGUUUUACUCCCAGCGCCUCUACAGCACAACCCCUUUAUGACGGCUAAGCAUGCGCAUACCGGACAUGUUCGUCCCGAGGCGCCCUAGGGCCCAAUCUAGAGUAUUCACUGGCACUCACAACGGAACUGGUGAUGGCCAUUCCUGGCUCCGGUUAGGGGUAAACCGUAGGUCACAAACUAUAUCUCGCUGAUAGUUAGUACAACUUAAAACCCAUCUGUCUUUUCGGGAGAACUCAGGUAUGGUCGGGGGAAUCAACUAGAGGCACGGUGACAGCGAUUAUGCCGGGGGGGGGGUGGGGGGAGGGAAGAAACGGAAAACUGCAGAUUUUACGGGGCUAUCAUAAAAUGGCCGACUACAGACGCGAAAGGACGGUCAUAAACUCGCGACAGAAUGUUCAGAAAGACAUUUGUAACUUUACAUGCAAUCUGGAAUAGUGUGUCGCAUUCCGUGUCAAAAUUGUCCUUGUAGCUACACAGGACAGACUGGACGCAUGCUCAGAUCGCGCAUACACGAACAUAAGCUGGCUGUGCGGCGAGGCGACGCAUUAUCACAAGUAACCGCCCAAACCUACGAAAUGGGUCACGAGUUUAACUUUGCAGUCACCAAAAUAGUCGCCCACGCCGGAAACAAAACAGGCCGAGAAUUGAUUGAAGCCUGGGCCUCGGAUGAGAACUCGGUCAAUCGAUUUAUCGACCUGGCGCCGGCGUACGGAGACCUGCGUAGUCAACUCCAGUCGUGCGACGUCGGUCGACGAUUGGACCUACGUGCCUUAUAA